Diaporthe amygdali is the source of this 1011-nucleotide messenger RNA. RefSeq lists its product as uncharacterized. Gene Ontology annotation, molecular function: IgE binding. Lineage: Eukaryota; Fungi; Ascomycota; Sordariomycetes; Diaporthales; Diaporthaceae. Gene Ontology annotation, cellular component: extracellular region. Bases 1 to 1011 code for a protein of 336 amino acids. The transcript has a single exon. The record is from RefSeq and is a predicted model, not a curated record.
AUGGCUCGUCUCACAGCAUCCCUCCUCCUGCUCAGCGCCAUCGGCGCCUCCGCCCACCCUUCUGGCCACGCCCGCUUCCACAACAAGCAGCGCUCCCAGAACGAGGAGCGUGCCAUCGGCGACGUGAUCAACGCUGUCAUUGACGGUGUCGCCGUCUCCUGGACCCAGACCGAGGACUACGGCGCCGCUGCCACCCCCGCCAUCGUCGCCGACAAGCCCAAGGCCGCCGUCGCCGUCGCCGCGACCCCGUCCGCCUCCUCCGCCACGCCCUCCUCCACCCCUACCCCCGCCUCCUCCUCCGCCGCUGCUACGGCCACCUCGGGCUCCAGCUCCAGCUCCAGCUCCUCCGGCCAGGGCAUCACCGAGUACACCAGCUUCACCGACCUCUGCGCCUCCAAGAAGAAGCGCGCCACCCUCGACCAGAUCAAGUACGCUGGCAACACCGGCUCUACCUCCGACUACGGCUGCAACAAGGUUCUCCUUGCCGACUCCGCCCUUGCCGACAAGUACGACAACACCGCCAAGUUCUUUGGCGCCACUGAGGACAUGUACUGCCUCGUCUGGAACAAGAUUGGUCUCGACGGUGGAAUCAACGGCUUCUUCGGCGCCAACGCUACCACCUUCACCCUGCCUGCUGGCUCCGAGCAGUACGUUGCCUUUGACUCCAACUCUCAGGGUGGUGGCGCCUGCUUCAAGGGCACCAGCGAGGACUCCGUCGAGAAGACUGUCUACGGUGCUAUUGCCGGCACCUGGGCCGAGUGGGACUUCGAGAACACCAGCAACGAUGGCUGGUCUGGCUACGAUGCUUCUGCCAUCGUUGCCCAGGCUGCUGGCCUUACCGUCACUGGCAUGAAGAUCUGCGCCUCCAACGCCGACUCUGCCUGCUCCACCAUCACCUCCGGUGGCGCCAGCUUCGUCAACUCCUAUGCGGCUGUCGAUGCUGACGCUGAUGGCAUCGGUGGCCAGGUCUCUGGCCCCAUGAAGAUCACCAUCGACCUGAGCGGAUACUAA